This is a messenger RNA of Leucoraja erinaceus (little skate), 2764 nucleotides long. RefSeq names its product G-protein coupled receptor 4-like. The record is from RefSeq and is a predicted model, not a curated record. Gene Ontology annotation, biological process: G1/S transition of mitotic cell cycle; negative regulation of G2/M transition of mitotic cell cycle; G protein-coupled receptor signaling pathway. Gene Ontology annotation, cellular component: membrane. NCBI's taxonomy places the organism in Eukaryota, Metazoa, Chordata, Chondrichthyes, Rajiformes, Rajidae. Gene Ontology annotation, molecular function: G protein-coupled receptor activity. The transcript has 2 exons. Bases 426 to 1469 code for a protein of 347 amino acids.
GGCAGUGCCCACAGGGGGCAUGUGUGUGUAAGAACUCCUCCCUCAUGUUGACAACUCGACAGCUUGCCCUGACUCAACCUGUGGCUUUGUGCAGUGGUGCAUCGAGAAGCCACAGAUGAAUUGAGAAGCUGGCGUGCGUUCUGACCAGCGUUAGGUCUCUGUCGAGCACUGAGCGAAACUGCUGCACGUCAUGUGGGGUUGCAACCAACCUCCUCACGUCAGCUUCCUGCCACCGAUGCAGACAGUGUGUGCGUGACUUACAGCAUCAGCAAACAACACAAUCACUGAGGAGACUGUUCCACCCUGCCUGCGCUGAGCAUCACACUUGGACACAACUGGCCGGAGUUUGUAUACGGACUAUAGACCAGACCAGACCCACACCGCAGCCUUCUCCAACCUCACAGCUCCACAAGGUUGGUUUUGUGAUGAUCCACACAGUGAGUACGGACAUAGACCAUUCGAAUAUGAACGACUCGGCCAACAAUGCGCUGUCCUGCAAUGAGACAAUGUGUGGAAUUCGCUUUGGAGAAAGUGACACUGCCCUGGCCUUGAUGUACGGCAUCACCUUCCUGGUCAGUCUGACCAUGAAUUGUCUCACCCUCUGGCCAAUCAUCCUGCAGGUCAAGCAGAAGAACGUCCUUGGCAUCUACCUCUUGAGCCUCACCAUCUCCGAUCUCCUGUACGCUCUGACCAUCCCCCUCUGGGUCAUCUACUACUACAGCGGUCACCGCUGGAGGUUUGGCUGGGUGACCUGCCACCUCUCGGGCUUUAUCUUCUACUCCAAUGUCUACAUCAGCAUCCUCAUGCUCUGUUGUAUUUCCGUUGACCGCUACCUGGCCAUAGUCUAUCCCAUGAGGUCAAAGAACAUCCGUCGGCCCAGCAAGGCCAUCAUGCUCAGCCUGCUCAUCUUCAUAUCCGUCUUUACUGUCCACCUUCUGGUCAUCCUCUGUACCAUCAACGACAAGGGUCCCGACAUGCUCAACCUCACCUGCUAUGAGCACAUCCCCCUGGUCAAGCCGGUGGCCUUUGGCAACUACAUCCGGUUCUUCAUCGGCUUCCUGCUACCUCUCCUCCUUCUCAUCUUUUGCUACCAGCGAAUUCUCAAAGGGGUCAGGAAUAGCUUGAGCCUCCAGGACGAGCUGAAGACCAAGGUCAAGCAACUCUCCAUCUCGGUCAUCAUCAUUUUCCUCAUCUGCUUUGGCCCCUACCAUAUCAUCCUCUUGGCCAGAACCAUCAACUUCUCUAUGAUGGACUGCACCUGCCAAUUCGAACAUAAGGUUCACAUCUACUUCAACAUCUCCUUGGCUUUCUCCAGCCUCAACAGUGCUGUGGACCCCAUCCUGUAUGUACUGGUCAGUGACAAUGCCAAGAAGGACCUGAAGAAGUCUUUUGCCGCCAUUAGAUACGGAUGCUUCAAGAAGAGGCUCUCCAGUUAUCCCUGCACGAUGACCACAAGGACCCAUGUUUAAACGCCGACUGUGGGCUCAAGGAACUAAAGGGGUGAAGGUCCAGAGCAGGGUUAACCUAUGAUGAGCGUUUGUCGGCACUGGGCCUGUACUCACUGGAGUUUAGAAGAAUGAGGAGAAAAACUCAUUGAAACUUACCGAACAGUGAAAAGCCCGGAUAGAGUGGAUGAGGAGAGGAUGUUUCCACUAGUGGGAGAGUCUAGGACUAGAGGUCACAGCCUCAGAAUUAAAGGACGUUCCUUUAAGAUGAGGAGGAAUUUCUUUAGCCAGAGGGUGGUGAAUCUGUGGGAUUCUUUGCCACACAGACGGAUGUGGAGGCCACAAGUCAGUGGAUAUCUUGAAAGCAGAGAUAGAUAGAUUCUUGAUUAGUGCGGGUGUCAGGGGUUAUGGGGAGAAGGCAGGAGAAUGGGGUUGAGAGGGAGAGAUAGAUCAGCCACGAUUGAAGGGUGGAGUAGACUUGAUGGGCCGAAUCUAAAUCCCUUUGUGACCCAGAAUAUUUUGUUGUGCGUGUGAGUGUGUCUUUAACCUCAGUCUUUACUACAGUCAUACAGCAUGGCAACAGGCCCUUCGGCCCAACUUGUCAAUGUUGGUCAAGAUAUCCAUCAACACUAUUCUGAGUUUCCAGAUUUGACAAAACCCUCUCAAGCUUUCCAAUACAUGUGCCCUGACUUUUAAAUGGUUUAAGUUUACCUGCCUCAACCACCUCCUCCGGCAGCCUGCUCUAUAUGCCCCAGUGGUGCAGCGGUAGAAUUGCUGCCUACAGCACUGGAGACCCAGGUUCGAUCCCGACUACGGGUGCUGUCUAGACGGAGUUGGCACGUUCUCCCCGUGACCUGCGGGUAUUUUCUCCAAGAUCUUCGGUUUCCUCCCACACUCCAACAGGGGUUAGGUUCAUUGGCUUGGUAUGAGUGUAAAAUAGUGUGUGUAUGAUCGUGUUAGUGUGUGGGGAUCGCUGGUCGGCAGGGACCUGGUGGGCCGAAGGGCCUGUUACAGCUCUGUAUCUCUAAACUAAACCAAACUGACAAGAUAUUGCUGCCUCGUGAUUUAUAUAUCUGUUUAAACUAAUUUUAUGUUCAUUCAUUGUUAUUUGUAUUGUAAAUCAGAUUUUAAAUUCUUAAAAUGAAUAUUUUGAAACACUGGGGAUUUGAAAAUGGCGUCUUAAUUUUUGAUGAAUUAAUUCAUUAUUUUUCAAGGAUCUGUAUUAAUUUAGUGGGUGUAUCUGUGUGCAUUUGUGUGUGCUCGCGUGUGUUUGUACAUGUGUCUGUGUGUGUGUGUGUGUUUGUACAUGUGAAUGUAUG